AUGAUCGUGCCAGUCCUGCAGGACAAGUACGCGUAUCUGGAGUCGCCGGUCCUUCGCUGCGGCAAUCUUCGCACCGCGCAUCCGUGGCUGGCGCUCGCAGCGUUCCCGUCUCCCGCUCGUGCGAGCUCACUCAGAGCUCCCGCCUGCGAUGAUGACAACGCGAAUCUAACCUUUUUUCACUUCCCUGUGCUGCUCCGAUCAUCCGCGUGUUUGUUCCGCUCCUCGCAGGUGGCCCAAGAGGCAGUCGACAAGGCGCUGAAGGCCAAGUUGGAGAAGACGCACGAGUUCGAGCGCACCAACUUCACCGGCACGGGCGCCAAGCUCAGCCACACGGGGUGCGCGCAGGUGAAGAUCAACUUUGAGGGCAAGUACGCGGAGGGGCCGCAGGCGGGGCAGGUGUUGAAGGGCACCAAGGCGACGGGGUACGAGCUGCACCUGGCGGCGCGCGACAACGAGCCGUGGAAGACGUUCGUCGAGCAGAUCGUCAAGCAGGGCAUGGGGCAGGAGGAGAGCAAGACGUUUGUGCUGGCCUUCCCAGCAGACUACAAGGCCAAGGCCCUGGCAGGCAUCAAGGCGCAGUUCACAGUGACAGUGAAGGAGAUUGGCAUCAAGAAGGCGAUCGAGAAGGAUCCGCGCCCGAUUGACGUGCAAAAGGCGGAGGUAGAGCAGCAGCUGCUGGCAGUGGAGGAGCGCAAGAGCAACGACGUGCUGGAUGCACAGAUCAAAGCCGCUCUGCUGGACUCCUCUGCGGCAGACGUUGACAAGGUGGCAGCGAGGUGUGCUCAUGGUGAAGAUGACUGCGGAGGCGUACUGUCAUCCUCAGAUGCUGUUCUUGUGUUUUGGGGCCCAGUAGCGGCCGGAGCAAGGGGCCCAGUAGCGGCCGGAGCAAGGGGCCCAGUAGCGGGCGGCGCAGUGGGCGGCGCAGCGGAUGGCCCAGCGGGCGGCGCAGCGGGUGGCACAGCGGACGGCGGCGCAGCGGGUGGCACAGCGGACGGCGGCGCAACGGGUGGCACAGCGGACGGCGGCGCAGCCGACGGCGCAGCGGACGGUGCAAGGGACUGCGCAGCGGACAGCGGUGCAGUGGCACCGACUGUAAUGUGGGAAGAAAAGAGAAGAAAGAUAAAGGGGGGGAUGGUUUUAGAAGAUAAAAUAGUACUAUAA
This is a messenger RNA of Closterium sp. Yama58-4, 1161 nucleotides long. The record is from the annotation of a GenBank genome assembly. Lineage: Eukaryota; Viridiplantae; Streptophyta; Zygnematophyceae; Desmidiales; Closteriaceae.